This is a messenger RNA of Cyphellophora europaea CBS 101466, 243 nucleotides long. RefSeq lists its product as uncharacterized. Lineage: Eukaryota; Fungi; Ascomycota; Eurotiomycetes; Chaetothyriales; Cyphellophoraceae. Bases 1 to 243 code for a protein of 80 amino acids. The record is from RefSeq and is a predicted model, not a curated record. The transcript has a single exon.
AUGUCAAAUGACCCUUUGGAAGUUAGCCCUGCAAACAGGAGUGUCAGUGAGACUACUUCGGAGGUCGAUGGACAGGCUGAACCUUCUGGCCGAAAGUCGCCCACCCAGGCUGAGCCUUCAUUCUAUUCAGAGUCACUGGGAAAGACCAAGUCCAGCAACCAGAAGAAAGAAUUCAAGGGAUUUGAUAGACGGAAGAAGGAAGAGAAAGAAAGGGUGCAUGUAUUUGGACCGGGUUCGAGAUGA